CCUGGUAAUGCUGCGUGCGUUAGUAUCGUACUUGGCAUCGCCGUCUUCGACCGUACGUAUUUGCCGUCACGAAUGUUCGUACGAGCUCGUUCAAAAUGUGGCGAGAUGUGAAUUCGUAAGGAAUAAAUCUGGUAGUUAAUAUACUCAAGUGCUAGUAAACUUUAUGAGACAUAAUCUGUUGAAUAUGAAAAUUGGUUGUUCCUAAAAUAGAAUUGUGGAAACUUUAACAAUAUUCAAUUAAGUUUGUAAAGUGAAGUGGAUGUAUUGUGGUUUUACAGUUGUAAAUACGUUUUACAGUUGUAAUAAGUGAAAUAUUGUUGUAAUAAUAUACGAAUUGUAUUUAUAAACAAGAAGUAAAUUAUUGCAAGGAAAGUUAACAGAUAAUGCAUCAUCCAAAAACGAACAAGUCGCCUCGUGUUGAAGACACGAAACUGUUCAACGAAUGGAUGAGACAGGGUUGAGCCAUCGUCGAGAUGUGGAGGGCGGUGGAAGUCCAGACAAUGUCAGUCAGCUACCGACUCAAGAUCGGAGUGGUGGUCAUUGUUAUUAUGGUACUUGGAUUCUUCAACGAGAGCCAAGGUACAGCCCACUACGGGGAAGACAGUGUCGGCUCAUUUCCAUACUUCGAGUACAAUGUUCCACGCAAUGUGACCACGGUCGUUGGGCAGACCGCCUUCCUGCAUUGUAGGGUUGAACAACUUGGGGACAAGGCGGUAUCGUGGAUAAGGAAAAGAGAUUUACAUAUACUGACAGCGGGAAUAUUAACUUACACAUCAGAUCAAAGAUUUCAGGUUAUCAGACCAGACAAAUCUGAAAAUUGGACAUUACAAAUAAAGUUUCCGCAAGAGAGAGACGCGGGCAUCUACGAGUGUCAAGUGAACACAGAGCCGAAAAUGUCACUGGCAUUUCAGCUAAAUGUCGUUGAGGCUAAAGCUCACAUCCUGGGUCCCGUAGACCUAUACGUGAAGACUGGAAGUACGCUGUCACUUACGUGUAUCCUGAGUCAAGGUCCACACGAUUUGGGCACCAUAUUUUGGUAUAAGGGAUCAAAACUAAUAGAGUAUAAGGAAUUAGAAGAGAACGAGAUAGCGGAGGAGCCGAGAAUUCGACUGAGAACAGAAUGGACUGAACAGCUGACGUCACGGCUGACUAUCGAGAAGUUACUACCAGGGGACAGUGGGAACUACAGUUGUGUGCCGACAAUGGCCGAAGCAGCUUCGGUAAACGUUCAUGUAAUCAAUGGAGAGCAUCCUGCUGCAAUGCAGCAUGGCAACGCUAACACAGCAUCACCCUGUGCACUGUCGGUCAACCUCCUGAUCUCACUGUACUGCACACUCGCGACUCUAUACACCAGUACAGUCGACGGUUUUAGAUGAAAAUUACAAAACACAGCUUUAAACAAACGUUUCAUCAAAUUGUAAAUUCAUAGUAGUUUUUUCUUACUUUUGUAUAGUGUAAGAUUUGUGUUGAAAUGAUGCGGCUGUAGAGAAAAUGUGCACAACGCAUAAGAGAAAAUGGAGGCGUCGUGUUGUAUUUUCGUAAAAUUUCAGAAAAUGCUGAGAGUAAAAAUAAUAAAUUGCAAUGAAACAUAUUUACUUGAAGUUUAUGCAAAAAAAGAAUACAAGAGAAAGAAUCUGAGUUAAAAAAAAUGUAUACAGAAAUUCAACUUAAUGACAAUUUCCAACAUUUAUGUACAAGUUAAUGGUCUUUGUAAAUACAAAAUAAAGGCAUAGAAACUGUACCUAUAUAAAAUGGCCUUCUUGUUUCGGCGAAACGAAAUGUAAAUAACUUAAAUAAAAAAUUUAGAUAGAUAUUAAAAUGAGUGACAGGCGGUAGCGGUGCGACUAGCGGAGAGCGUAUUAUGUUAAACUGUAGGUAACAAACUUAAAUUAUAUAGAUAGUGUCCAUAGAAAUGCUUCGAGAAAAACUGGUCAACUCUUUCAUACAAUUUCGCAUGAUAAAUAGAUAUGACUGAUUCCUUUAUAACUUCUAUAUUUACUUUGUCCUUUUUGUUUGUUUCAAUUUCUGCAUCUUUUUAAUGCGUAAACACUUAUUUUAUUUAUUAAAUUAUAUAUCAAAAUACAUUUUAUAAGUAUCCAGAACACUGAUAAAAAUAACGAGUCAGCUAAUUUGACAAUUAGCUGACAAAAAGUUGACCCGUUUUUGAGGCUCGAUGUUCUAUCUAUAUAAUUUAAGGUAACGAAGUCUAUUAAUUUAUAUGGAUUGACUAUUUUUUUAUACGUGGCGUAAAUGGUAACGAAACUAAUGGCCCAUAUGAUAAAAAUAGGUAAAUGACAUCUAUAGACAUCCUAUUCUUUAAACUAAAAUAUAGCCAUACAAAUAUAACUUCUUGGAGGUCAAUAAAUGAAUUAAACAGAGACAGCUGUAUACAUAGAUGGUUUCUUUAUCUUAUAAUCUGAUUUAUAUCAAAAUAAUAAAUUAACAAACAUAUACCAUAAACAAUAUCAAUUUGUUUAUGGUAUAUGAUUAAAAAUAACUACAUAAUAUCAUAGAGAAAAUGUAAAGAUUAAUAAUAAUAAUAUUUUCUUAAAAAACAAAACGAAAGAUGUUAUUAAUUUAAUUAAAUGUUUUAUAUAUAAAUUAUACGACGUCUUCGAAAAUAUUGACUUUCAUAUGGAUUCAAUUAGUCCAUAUCAAUUUUAUUAUUACGAAACCAUUGAUUUGUUUAAAAAAAAAUGUAUUAAAUUAUACAUUAUUUAUACGAGUGAGUGAUAUAGAAUUUUAAUAUUAAUUCUAUGCUUAUAUCAUGUCGAUGGAUUAUGGUAUGGUUAUAGGAUUCAGAAAAUAGUCAAAAUUACUGUUGAUGUACCACUUUUUAUUAAAUCACCUAACUACGAGAUAGACAUCGGUAGAACAAAUUGUAAAUUCACCUUAAAUCUCAAUGAGACCAAACUAUACUUUAAAUAAAUUUAGUUUCACACAAGAGUAUUUAAACUAUUACAGAUACGUAAGAAUUGAUAUUUGUUUCACUAUCAUUACUUGACUUUAAAGUUAAUUUCAUUGAGAUUUGUUUUUUUAUAAAUAAAAAAAAAAUAUAAGCAAUAAGUAGCGCCAUCGAUUUAACUAAAAAUAUGUUACCUAUAAAGUUUAUUACACUUUGAUCUGCCUAUAAUUAAAGUUAUUAUAAUUUUUUGGAUCUUUAUCUGAGUUUUGGUCUUGUUUAUUAUAAUUUUGAGAUUAUUAAAGGUAACGGUUUAAUUUGAGAUUAUUAAAGGUAAAGGUAACACUUAAUGGUCUCAUUAUGGAUACUAGAGUCAAAUAAAACUUUUUAAAAUAAAUAAAUGCACACCGCUCACCUCUUUUGACUUGAAAGCCUAAUGUCACUUUCUUUCAUUCUAUUUACGAAAGCUUUUACAGAAUUUAAUUUGAAUUUAAAAGAUUACUAAAGCAAUUUGAAUCCCUUUUCGAGUAAUUGCACGAUUCUUCAAUAAAAGUAAGAUUAUUUUGGUUAUAAAUAUACGAAUGAAAGUAAAAAUCAUUUUAAUUCUGAAAACAAAAUAAAAUAUUUUACGUUGGCAAUAUUGUAACAAUAUCUUAGGGUUUUUUUAUAUAUAAAUAUACAAUAUUAUUUUAUUACCGUUACUGAUAUAAAUAACAAGGUAUUAUUUUAUAGAUUAAAAUUAGUGAAAUUUUAUAAAUAGAAAUAUUUAUUGUUUAUAAAGUAUAAAUUAAUGUAAAAUUGUAAAUAGCAUUAUUGUAUUGUAAAUAAUUUGAAAUGUAAUUUCUAUGAUUCAAUAUGACACAAUAAAUGACGUUACUUCUUUAGUUUUACAAAUGAAUUUGUAAUAGAGUUUAUAAAAGUGAAUUAAAUAAGUUAUUUAUGAGAUAUUUUAUUUUACUUUGUGGGUAGUUGGACACGUUUAUAAACAGAUCAUGUAAUUACAAUUAUAAAUUUAAGGUAAAAUUUGACAAAUAAAGAUA
Molecule: messenger RNA, 3942 nt
Organism: Galleria mellonella (greater wax moth)
Lineage: Eukaryota; Metazoa; Arthropoda; Insecta; Lepidoptera; Pyralidae
Product: zwei Ig domain protein zig-8
Exons: 8
Coding region: 474-1376 (300 amino acids)
Biological process (GO): synapse organization
Cellular component (GO): neuron projection membrane
Source: RefSeq, a predicted model, not a curated record